GCAUGGGCGGGUUGUCAUGGCUGUGCGCUGCAAAACCUUCCAAUAUAGUAACGUAAAAUACUUAUUUGUCCUAAAACAAGCCAUGUCAGCGUCGGUGGCGGACAGCGACAUGGAAAUAUAUUUCACCUCAAAGUAAACAUUCUUGGCAAAGGCCCGUGAGGAAGCAGAGCCCUGCAGCAGCUGCCACGCACUGGAGCUGCAACUGGACAUAGUCAGGAUUGCUCUCAGCCACACCUACUUGGAAGCAAAGUUUCAGUCAUCUGCUGUUUCUUUGUCUUGUUGUCCCUGCUUGGCUACACAAAUCUUUUCACAAUAAUAAAGCUUGAAAUGCGUGCAAGCUUACAUCACAGUCAUGACUAGUGUUUUAGCGAAGCAGAAGUGAUGAGCUGAUUGCAAUUGAGAAGAAAUGGGGAAAAUAUUGUGUGGAAAUUCUCAAGUCACCCCUGAUCUCUUCCCGGAAACACCCCUGGUGCCGUCCCUCCCCGCAAUAUUAUCGGCACGAGCCAGCUCCGUCCUUCAGAAGCCCCGGAGGCGCAGCAGCAGCAGCGGAAGUGUCAGCGCUGCCAGGCCCCGGCCGUUGCGCGCAGCCCCCAGGCCAGGCCCCUGCAGAGGCAGCAUGGAGGUGGGCAUGCGCGUGGUGCGUGGCCUGGACUGGAAAUGGGGAAAUCAGGAUGACAGCGAGGGCCACAUAGGCACUGUGGUGGAGAUCGGGCGGCAGGGCAGCACUACCACGCCAGACAAGACGGUGGUGGUGCAGUGGGACAGCGGCACAAGAACCAACUACCGCACUGGUUACCAGGGUUCGUUUGACCUGCUGCUUUAUGAUAACGCUCAGAUCGGCGUGCGUCACUCCAACAUCAUCUGUGACAGCUGCAAGAAGCACGGCAUCAUGGGAAUGCGAUGGAAGUGCAAGGUGUGCUUCGACUAUGACCUGUGCACCCAGUGUUACAUGAACAACAAGCACGACCUGGGCCACGCUUUCGAGCGCUACGAGACUGCACACUCCCAGCCAGUGUGCUUGGCACCGAGGCAGAACCUCCCGCGGAUCAUCCUCAAAGGAAUCUUCCAGGGGGUUAAAGUGGUUCGUGGACCUGACUGGGACUGGGGCAACCAAGACGGCGGGGAGGGUAAGGUUGGGAAGGUAGUGGACAUUCGCGGCUGGGAUACGGAGUCUGGUCGCAGCGUGGCCAGCGUCACCUGGUCUAACGGCACCACCAAUGUCUAUCGAAUGGGCCACAAGGGCAAGGUGGACCUCAAAUACGUGUCUGACGGCCAAGGAGGCUUCUAUUACAAAGACCACCUACCAAGGCUCGGAGAGCAUGCGGAGCUGCAGCGCCAGGAGAGCGCUGACGGCCACUCCUUCCAGCAGGGCGACAAGGUCAAAUGUCUCUUGGAGAUGGAGAUCCUGCGACAAAUGCAGGAAGGCCACGGAGGGUGGAACCCAAAAAUGGCUGAGUACAUUUGCCGGAUCGGGACUGUUCACAGAAUCACUGACCGAGGAGAUGUCAGAGUCCAGUACAGCAACAACAUCCGCUGGACUUUCCAUCCUGGGGCCCUCACCAAGGUGAACACUUUUGGAGUUGGCGAACUAGUAAAAGUAUUGGAGGACAUCGAGAGUGUGAAGAGACUACAGGCUGGCCAUGGAGAGUGGACAGACAGCAUGGCUCCUGUGCUUGGCCAGGCCGGGAAGGUGUUGAAAGUAUAUGCGGAUGGUGACCUACGAGUGGCGUUCGGAGGCCAGACGUGGACGUUCAACCCAGCGUGCCUCUCGGCCCAGACCAUGGAGGUGGACGCCAACCUCAUGACUGCCGAGAACCCCAACGAAUCUGGAAGUACUGUCAUCUCUGUGUUGGAGAAGCUGCUGUCUCAGUCCACAGAGCAGGACAAUCCCAGCCGGCUGGUCAUCGAGGCAGCACACGGCAGUACCAAUAAAGUGCGGGAGUUGGUGCAGAAGUAUCCUGACAAGCAUCAUGUGUAUCCACAGCUGAGCGCUUCAGGUCUUGUGGGAACUACCGAGCUGAGUGUUGGCACAGCUCUCGCUUGUUUUCUAGCGCAGGAAGGGGCUGACAUCAACUACGCCAACCACAAGGGAAAGAGUCCCCUGGACCUGGUGGCAGACAGCACCAUGAUGCAGCUCAUCAAGAGCUUCUCUGAGAAACACAGGUUGCAGCGUCUGCAGGCCAUCACAUGCGGGCAAAGCCUGAGCAGCGCCAGCCUGCGACGGGUCCACACUACACCCAACACCAUGACCAACCUGGUUCUUCCCACACUGCCGGGGCCCAGCGAAUGCCUCAUCUGCUCGGAGCUGGCUCUGCUGGUUCUCUUCUGCCCCUGCCAGCACAGCGUGGCCUGUGAAGAGUGUGCCCAUCGAAUGAAGAAAUGCAUCAAAUGCCAAGUCACAAUCACCAAGAAAAUUAGACAAGACCAAACGGAGGUGGACUGCAGCCCCGGCACCGAGAACUCGGAGCAGCACAACCUGCUGGAGCAGCUGCAGUCUCGCUACCGGCAGAUGGAGGAGCGGAUCACCUGCCCCAUCUGCAUCGACAACCACAUCAAGCUGGUCUUCCAGUGCGGACACGCCUCCUGCAUCGACUGCAGCGCCACGCUCAAGACCUGCCCCAUCUGCCGCCAGACCAUCCGCGAGCGCAUCCAGUUAUUCGUCUGAGCCUCUCUGUCCUCUCGGCUCGUAACAACCCAAAGAGGAUGUCGGAGGGCGCUGGAGAGAAGUGGGGGUGGGAGCCAGUGACCUGUAUCUGCCUGUCGCACCCUCCUGCUCACCCCCCCCCCCUGGUCGAACACUCACUCAGCCCAUAGGUUGCUUUACCAUAAGACGCUGUGUUACAUCGCUGAGUAGUUUCCCUCUCGAACAGCGCAGGCAGGAACAUGUCGAUAACUUAACGGCGUCAGAAGUGGUCGUUCCGCCGAGCCCGACGAGAAGCAGACGAGGCCGUGCUGCCCCUUUGAGUACUUUGAUUGGUAAACUGGGAGAAAAAUGCCCCCUCCCCCACCUCUUCUCUUCCUCACACCCACCCAGCUUCCACCUCCUGUAAUCUGUCCUAUCUUUGCUGCUUUAAGUGGAUGUCUGUUACCCAUCAUCCUCUCUGGCUGUCUGGCCUCCCUCUGUUUACAAGGCUGCGCAGAAUCAGUCCCCGUCUCCUCGUGAAUUAUGUUUGCUCUCAUUUGUACCAUCUCUUAAUAAUCAGUGUUAGUCUCUGCAGAGGGAGUUGGUAUAACUAAAGGCUCUCUAUAUAGUCCCCGACCACUCGCCUGUAUGCAAGGGGAAAUACACACUAUAUAUGCAUGAAUAUAUGCAUAUUGUAAAGCUGAAAAUGACCGUGUUGUCAUGGGUGAUUUGUCGUCGUCGUCGUAGUUUUAUGUCUCUCUGGUUACAUUUGUGGUUUUUAAUGUACCGAUCAGUACAGGUUUUUAUUUAUGUGUGAAAGGUGGUAUUUCUUAGUGAUGUCCUUUUUACUUUAGUUGGUGUUUGCCUGGCAACAUUUUUUUUUCUGUUUCUACUGAACUUCACCCUAAGCCUAUGUCCUCUACUCAGGGUAUCAAAUCAUUGAAAGCACUGGUGAUAUCCAUAACAGGUCAAAGAGACACACACACACACACACACACACACACACACACACACACACACACACACACACACACACACACUCACACACCGUUACAGAGCUGCAGUGUGUCAGAUCAUUAUAGUGGAGGGUCACUGAAAGAAAAAGGUCAUUAAUUGUUAACAUUUUUGCUUACUGACUCCAAAUUCACUUUAUCAACCUUCAAAAAUUCAUUCUCAUCAGUGAAAUUAAUGUUUGCAGAAGAGAUAAAAAAAACACCCUGCAAAUAAAAGAAGUCCUUGAAGCAUCCCGGUCAGCUUUAAAGCGUUGUGUUUGUGUCUGAAGAGCAGAGUCUGUCAUCUGACUGGUGUAGGAAGCAGCGAGCAGCGGAUACUCGUGUCACCUGAUGUAAGAUACAGAUCUGAAGGGCAAAAACGUGACAUUGUUGUGUUGCACCUCGAGUUCCACGUCUACCUUCCCAAUGGAGUCGUUUGAGAAGAAACCCCCUCUGUCUCCUCUGGAGUUCUGGAUUGUACAUCACCUUCAUCCUUUCUAAUGUUUUGGUGUGUUUUCUUGAAGGGCUUAUGCAUAUGAGAAAAAAAAAAUCGUAUCUAUUUUAAUCGUUAUUUAAUUUUUCUUUUCUAUAAUAAACUUCCAGAGACAGGAAGUCUUUCUGUCUUCAUUAGAUCCCACAUUUUUGGGAGAGCCAAUGUUAAAGAUGUACAUUUGAAUGUCGGGGAAGAAAAAUGUAUCCUGUCUCACUCUGCCUUUUUUUAUGUGUAAAGAAAAAAGAUGUAAGAGAAGGAGCUGGAGAGACGUGUUUACCACGAGUUUUACUUUGAGGAAAGAACUUUUACAUCUGUGCCAAAUCGCAUGAGGAUGUGCAUGGGCAUGCACGCCCGAAUUUAUCUAGACGCACUAUGCUAAACCCCUCCGAGCUCAAGGGAGGGCUCAAUUAUUCCAGCAGUGUGAAGUAAACUAAAAGAAAAUGUUAAUAUUUAAUUUAGUUCAAAAUAAGAAGUGUUACUUAGUCACUGGUGUUAGAGCUAAUGGUGUUAGUCUCCUAACUUUAGCCGCCGUGCUUCUCCUGUUCUCACUGAGGAGCGGGGCUCACUUCCAAAAUAUUAUCAGUCCCAUAUUGUUUGGAGCUUUCUACAAGAAUAUAUAGUUAUAUUUUGUGAGACGUUAUCAAUCAAGGGGACAAGUUUCUUACAGAAAUUUCGACAUUUUAAGGAUUGUGGUUCUAAGUUGAUGGGUUUACAGGCAAAGGCAAUAAUGUUUUCGAAAAUUGGGGAAGAGGUUUGAGUUCUUUCUUUUUCACCCCCUUAAGGAGGUCGCUGUGAGGGCGGGAAACCAUUUAUGUAUAAAAACACUAUCAAAUGUUACUAUUGGUGUUUGUACAGUUCAGCUCUUGGAGUUCUGAUGUUGGCCUUACUGUCCAUUCCUCCUCUGUUGAUGUUUUUUCAGUUGUAUUCUGUACAAAAAUAUUUUGCAAUAAAUAUGGAACUGUUUUCUAAGUA
This is a messenger RNA of Cottoperca gobio, 5080 nucleotides long. RefSeq names its product MIB E3 ubiquitin protein ligase 2 (gene mib2). Gene Ontology annotation, biological process: protein ubiquitination. Lineage: Eukaryota; Metazoa; Chordata; Actinopteri; Perciformes; Bovichtidae. The transcript has 15 exons. The record is from RefSeq and is a predicted model, not a curated record. The coding region runs from base 407 to 2665 and encodes 752 amino acids. Gene Ontology annotation, molecular function: ubiquitin-protein transferase activity; zinc ion binding. Gene Ontology annotation, cellular component: cytoplasm.